AAGCUUGAAGAUUCAUUUUCAAUAUAUAAUUUGGUUUUUUUAUGUUUGAAAGAAUGGGAAAAGAAAAAAGCAGUUAUCGAUAUGAAUUAUAAGUUGAUGUAUCCAUGACAAUAACAGAUUUCCAUACUUAUUAGUUAAUUCUGUAAUCAUUAAAUCUGUUUGAUGAUCGAUUCGAAGGAAAUUUAAACGAUACACGAAAGGCUAAUUUUCUAGGAAUAUUCGUUUAUCGUUUAUCACGCAUGUCGUCUAGGGCGGAACGAAUCAAGUGAAUCAGUGUACAAUGGCUUGUGUUUCGAUGGAACAUCGAAUUACAUGUAUGUGCUUCGUACAAGGUGUCCGCGACGAUGCAGAGUUUUGAUUAUGAAAAAAAUAAUGUAUACGUAAACGGGGAAUAAUCUUGUGCACAAAUGCAUAUCUGCAAAACAGUAAAUAGAAUGGGAAAGCAAGACGGAUCUUGUUGGUGGUUUAUGAAGACGGUCACCUGGAUACCAGUUAUUUUCAUUUUAACGAUUAUCGUAUGGUCGUAUUAUGCUUAUGUGGUGCAGUUAUGUUUUUAUACAGUAGAUAAUUAUGUUCAAAAAGCCUUUUACCUGAUUUUUUAUCAUGCCUUAUUCCUAAUGUUUUUAUGGUCGUAUUGGCAAACUGUAUUUACAGAUUUAGUAAUAAUACCGGAUAAGUUUAGAAUACCAGAUGUAGAAAUGAUAAAAUUUCAACAAGCUGAAACUGAAGAAGCAAGAAGACAAAUUUUAGAAAGAUUUGCGCAAGAUCUUCCAGUCACAAAUCUUACCAUUACAGGAGUAAUACGUGUCUGUGAGAAAUGUCAGUUAAUUAAGCCAGAUCGAGCACACCAUUGUAAUGUCUGCAGGACAUGUGUUUUAAAAAUGGAUCACCAUUGUCCAUGGGUAAAUAACUGCGUAGGCUUUCACAACUACAAAUUCUUCAUGUUGUUUCUGGCGUAUGCUCUUCUUUACUGUAUAUUCAUUACUGCUACAUCUUUACAGUAUUUUAUACGUUUUUGCAAAGGAGAAUUGGAUGGAAUGGGUAGAUUUCAUCUUCUGUUCUUAUUCUUUGUGGCAUUGAUGUUCACAGUUAGCCUAAAUUCUCUUUUUCUGUACCAUUGUUAUCUGGUUUUACAUAAUAGGUCAACAUUAGAGGCAUUUACACCGCCUAUGUUCCGUACAGGAAAGGAUAAAGAUGGUUUCAGUCUUGGAAAGUACAAUAAUUUUCAAGAAGUGUUCGGUGAUAAUCCUAAACUAUGGUUCCUUCCUGUUUUUACUAGUUUUGGCGAUGGGGUAAACUUUCCUGAACGGCUGUGCAAUGAAGACACGCAUACUCUGUUGGGGCAUACUACCCAACAGUGGGGUGAUGAGACCGAGCUUGACUCUCCACCUCCUUAUGGGUCGCAAGCAGGUAUUGUGUAGUUUGAAUCCCUACGUUGAGGCUGUGCAAUUAAAUACAGUGUCCAACAACAUGCUACAGUAUUCCUGAUGCAAAGCUUUGUUAGCUGCAAUUACUCUGUCUAUAACAUCCAUAAAAGAAAUAGAUUUGGUCCUGUGAAUACUUCUAUAAUUCACAUGAGCUUAUACAUUACACUAUUCUUCUUUUCCUUCUUAAUGAGUUAUUAUCGUUGCCUCAUGACACAAAAGUUAGUGUUCAUUUUAGAACAUUUUUAAUGCUGUAUACAUGAUUAAGACAAAUAAUUAGUUACUGUUAAUGUGAACCCUUUAUUCUACACUGUCCUUAUAAAUUUAAUCAAAGUGUCAAGCAUUAAUGAAAGGAAUAUAUACUAUUAAAAGUAGAAAUUUACAGAUAUUAUUAAAAACAGGUAUACUACUUUUUCGUGUCAUAAAUAUAUGGUGGAUAUAGAUUUCAAGGGUUAAUUAGCUAACAUAUUUUAAUCAUUUUAUUUCUUAACAGUGUGACAUAUUUUGAUUAUGAGUAUUAAUCGAUAAACGGUUUAUGAACUCUUACAUUAUGUAAGUACAACUUCCAUUAUACAGAUUUUUUUAAACUAAAGAGAUCAGUGUUUUAAUGUGUAUACUUGUUUAAGAAUAGGCUAAUGUCAAAUGGAGAAUGUACAUUUUUAUAAUACUUAGUACAAACGUAAUUUGUAUGAUAAAACUAUAGAUAAAGAACUACGCCUAAUGAAGUCCAUAAAGAUUGUAUGAACUAUAUAUUAAUAAAAUUACAUUCCUUGUGUAUCUGUCAGUGUACAGGAUACAUAUGAAAUAUUGUACAUGAUAAAUAUCAAAUGUUACUGUCUAUUAUACAAUAAAACCAUAACUAAAAAACAGAAGAAUAAAUUGGUAAUGUUGUAAAAUUGUAUGUAUUUGUAGAAUAUGAACAAAUUUUUCUAUACAGUUAAAAUUUAAUGUAUCCAAUGUAGUUUUUAGAGUUGAUUGCUAUGCAUGAUUGUAGAUUAUUCUCACUUCUGUAGAUACGCAUGUUCUAUCGUACAAUGCUAAUAAAAUUAAUAAAUAAUUAAAAAAUUUAAGGUACAUUUGUCUGUUACAUCUGUGAUUGUAUGUUUUAAUCCAAUUAAAUCGUUUUAUUACAAAAUUUCUAGAAUUCAACUUUUAUCUAAUAAUUCUAUUUACACUUUUAAAAUUAACUACAGUAAUUUUAUCUCUUUCAUUACUCAUGAAAAUGAUAAACUGAAACAUUGUAAUUGCUUAUUUGUUAGUAAAAACGCAUGUGACUCUGCAUAUCAUAUUUUAUAAAAUCUAAUUAUAUUUUAACUUUAUAUAUGUGUGAAUUUACUAAUGUAUUUUGUAAUCAUUCCUAAUUGAUUCAAAUUAUAACUAUACAUUUAUUCAAAAAUAUAUGAUUACAUACUUAUUUUGAUAUAAUAAUCCACAAUUCUCGUUCUUUAAAUAGAAUGGUGUUAAUUGUACAUUUAAUCUGUUUUAACAUUCUGUAACUUAUCAUGUUACUAAGUUAAAAUUCAAAAGCAUUUUUAUAUAUAUUAUGUUUAAAGAUAUUACUCCCACAUGUAUCGAAUUAAUGUCUAAGACAGCAGAACUCUUUGUAAGGAAGGUAUGCAAAAUAGAAAUUAGAAAUGUGAGAAACUUAUUGGAAUUAUCAUCAAUAUGAACAUUUUUGAAACUGUACAUAAUAAAAUUGUAUUGUCGCAUGUGUUCAUGUUUUUACAGCUUUUAGAAACUAACAUCUAAUAUUAUUUUUUAUAAGUGAAAUGCUAAUGUUAAAUAAUUACAUUAUUGUUUAUUACUAAAAUUAUAAUUACGAUUUUAAAAAUAUCUGAAAGUAUUGUAUUAAUAACUUUGAGUUUGAUU
Messenger RNA from Nomia melanderi (Alkali bee), 3293 nucleotides. Its product is annotated as palmitoyltransferase ZDHHC2. Lineage: Eukaryota; Metazoa; Arthropoda; Insecta; Hymenoptera; Halictidae. The record is from RefSeq and is a predicted model, not a curated record. Gene Ontology annotation, molecular function: palmitoyltransferase activity.